AUGGCGGUAUACAGUGAAUCAGAGAGCUCCGAUUAUUUUCGUUCAUCUAGUGAAACUCAAAGCACUUUUAAUGGUGAAAAAUAUCUACAUAUAACUAAGAAAGGAUCGAUCAAGUGGGAAAGCUUUGAAUCGCUUCAAAGUUUUUUUAACUCGUUUUUGAAAGCCGAGACGAAAUGGACGACGCCGCGUGGUGGCUACAAACAAUAUGAAGCUGAUAAUAACCUAGUAAUUCGCUGGUAUUCUUCAUCAAAGUCGCUUUGUUUCAGUGUACCUACCAGUGAAAAUUUAAAGUUAAAGCUUAUUAACUUGGUGCCUAAACAACAACAAAUCAUAGACGGCGUCGAGGGCGAAAUAUCAGUCGAUCAAACGUUAGACUAUGAUGAUGAAACUACAAAUACGACAGACGAUGAACAUUCAAAUGCUGACAACGAUAAACAUUCAAAUGUUGAAAACGUUGAACAUUCGAGUGUCUCUCUGGAAAAAACGCUGAUAAUUUCAAACUUUUAGAAAAUCGUGUGAAUGCAAAGGUACUCGAGCUUUCAAGUAAAAUCGACAAAUUAAAAUCGAACAGUGUAUGUAACAAUGAUCUGUCCCAAGAAUAUAUGCAAAACAUAUAGUACAGGAGAAUAAAUCGCUAAAAGCAGAAAAUGACACCUUAAAACAACGCUGCGAAAAUCUUGUAUAUGCUAUGGCGUCACUUAAAGCAAACGUAAGCGAUCUAGAGAAGGAGAAAAAAUCUCUGCUUAUGGUAAUAAAAGUUCUUCAGACGGAUGCCGACCUAUAAAUCAGCCAGAAAAUUUUAAAGGACAAUGGCAAUAAAUUUUUUUUAUUCCUGAUAUUGGUAAAACUGGACCCCCUGAUUACGAAUAUGCUAUUAGUUUUCAUCAAAAAUGUUUUGUUCUCAAGUUAUUUCACCGUAAAUAUUCAGUACGUCCGCCAUCUUGGAUCGAUUUUCAAAAAAUUAUCUUUUGGGUCACAUGACCUGUGUGACGUCAAGAGCAGGGUAGAAUCAAAUAUGUUUUAUUAGGCGCAUAUUGCGACUUCGUACUUCUAGUGAGAAAUUUGGCGCUUUUUGAUUACUUAGAUGGAAAAUAUCCACGAUGUCAAGUAGAUAAGGUAUUGCCUUAUCAAUUUGAACCUAAACUGGGCUUACAAACAAGCGAUAGCGGUGACGAGAGCGACUCCGAAGAACAGAGUGAAUCGUCUGACGAGGAAAUCACCAAGUGUUUGAGGUCGAAAAUGCUUGGCGCAUUUCGCAUCGAAGCCAAAGAAUAUUGA
This is a messenger RNA of Paramuricea clavata, 1278 nucleotides long. The record is from the annotation of a GenBank genome assembly. Lineage: Eukaryota; Metazoa; Cnidaria; Anthozoa; Malacalcyonacea; Plexauridae.